Messenger RNA from Cryptomeria japonica (Japanese cedar), 1893 nucleotides. RefSeq names its product probable LRR receptor-like serine/threonine-protein kinase RKF3. Gene Ontology annotation, molecular function: protein kinase activity; ATP binding. Bases 1 to 1893 code for a protein of 630 amino acids. The transcript has a single exon. The record is from RefSeq and is a predicted model, not a curated record. Gene Ontology annotation, biological process: protein phosphorylation. NCBI's taxonomy places the organism in Eukaryota, Viridiplantae, Streptophyta, Pinopsida, Cupressales, Cupressaceae.
AUGGAGCGGACGGGGAUGAUUGUGAGAGCGCUAAUUUUGUUUGCAGGUGUCCUGGGAGCUACGGCAGGAGUAUGCCCGCUGAAUAUCACAGGGGAACUGGAUGCAUAUCCAGGGAUGUAUCAGCGAUGCUUUGUAGACGAAUCUCAUUGCUGUGAAGGCAUCGCCGACCUGAUCAAAAGCCUGCAAUACUCCUGGAUGCACAACACUCGUUCUUUCCUCUUACCCGACAACAAAACGGCCCAAUCCUGCGUCGAUGAAUUCAGCGAGCAGCUCAUAGGUCGCGGGAUCGACUCCAAACUCCUCGCAACUUGCAGGCUUGGGGUCGAUAGCUUCCCUAGCGACUCUUCCUCCUGCAACAAUAUUACGGAUUUUCACAGCUUCGAGAAGACGAUCAACGUGUCCGCCCUGCGGCAAAACUGUAACGCAGGGGGGUCGGGUAAUUUCGAGUGCAGGGACUGUGUGAGAGCCAUGGGCAAGGCGCUGUAUUCGUUGAAUCAAAUCCCCCUGGAGGGCAAGUCCAAGUGCCCCGAAUUUGUGCUAAUUUACGUCGGCGGCGGCAUCAACUGCUACGACGCCGUCGGCCCUGAUGCCGCUUUUUGUAUUCUUAGCGUUAGCAAUUUGUCUGCAGUGGCAACCGGCUUGGGUCCUCUGCCUCAAAUGCAGGACAGAGCGGCUGACAGCGCAGUUAACAAGACGCUUAUCAUGACGCUUGUUCCUUCCCUGGCAGUGCUCAUCCUUAUCUUGGCCGCCGUUUUUGGGUACCUGCGAAGGCUGCGCAGCGAGAAGGAAAGCCAACAGAGGAAGCUGAUCCGGAGAUAUGAGAUCCUCGGUGAGAGCACCGGUUUGAUUUUCUUCAACAUGCCGGAGAUAAAAGAAGCCACGGGGAAUUUCUCGGAGUCGAAUCUGAUCGGGGAGGGGAGCUUCGGUAUGGUGUACAGAGGCACUCUGGCAGACGGAAGGCGAAUAGCUGUGAAGAGAUUUAAGGACUUGAGGCAGAGAGCGGAGGAGGAGUUCAGCCACGAGGUCCAGAUCAUCAGUAGCGCUAAGCACCGGAACUUGUUACCUCUGAAAGGCUACUGCGUUGGGAUCAUCGCCCAAGUGCCAGAGCAGGUUCUGGUCUACGACUUCAUGGAGAACGGAAGCCUGGCGGAUUAUUUGUUUAGCUCUACCCGGCCGUGCCUGACGUGGCCGCAACGGUUCAAGAUCUUGGUGGGAAUAGCGAGGGGUCUGGCAUACCUGCACGAAGAUGCGAAGCCGGCGAUUCUUCACAGGGAUGUGAAGGCGGCGAACGUUCUGCUGGACGAGGAGCUCAGCCCUCUCGUGGCGGAUUUCGGUAUGGCCAAGUUCAAGACGGCGGGCAAGACGCACUACACCACGCGCACCGUGGGCACGAUGGGCUACGUGGCUCCCGAGUACGCGCUCUACGGUUACCUUCACGACAAGAGUGACGUCUUUAGCUUUGGUAUCAUUGUGCUCGAGCUCUUGACGGGUCGUCGGGCUUUCGACCCGAGCGCUAAUCGGCUUGAGCACGUCCUCGUUUCCGACUGGGUGGUGGACAUGAGUCAGAAUGGGAAAUCGGCAGAAAUAAUAGACGGGAGGAUUCGGCAGUCUUGUAACAAGCAGAGUAUGGAGAAGGUGUUGUUGCUGGCACUGCAGUGCGCCCACCCGAGAGUUGGGUGCAGGCCUUCCAUCGGGGAGGCGUUGUUGAUUCUAGAAGGCAUGGAGAGCCCUUCGCCAAACAUGGUUUCUGCACUGCAGAGCAUGGAGGUGGACCUCGUAUCCUCGUUGAAUAACAGAGGUGACUUUACGUGGCUCAUGUCUUCUGACACUGCCCAAGGCCUCUUUUCGUCCAAUUCUAGCUCUUCCUCAAGCUUCCGCGAGUUCUCAGUGUGA